Molecule: messenger RNA, 1729 nt
Organism: Phyllostomus hastatus (greater spear-nosed bat)
Lineage: Eukaryota; Metazoa; Chordata; Mammalia; Chiroptera; Phyllostomidae
Gene: NAP1L1
Product: nucleosome assembly protein 1 like 1
Exons: 15
Coding region: 243-1415 (390 amino acids)
Biological process (GO): nucleosome assembly
Cellular component (GO): chromatin; nucleus
Molecular function (GO): chromatin binding; histone binding
Source: RefSeq, a predicted model, not a curated record
AGGGGAGGGACGGAGGGACGGGGAACCGAGAACUGGGGCCACGGGCCGCCCAAGGCCUCCCGGCUCGCCUUGUGGGCCAGAGCCGGACCCGUCCGCAGAGUUUUGACCCCGUAGCUUGAGAGGUUCCCGGGAUCAGCCAGCGCUUUUUUUCGGGAACCACUGAGGAGACGCGGGGGUUGGUGAGGCCUGAGAGGGCCAGAGACCGUGCCAGUGUGCGCCGAGAUAUUUGGAAUUCUUACAGCAUGGCAGACAUUGACAACAAAGAACAGUCUGAACUUGAUCAAGAUUUGGAUGAUGUUGAAGAAGUAGAAGAAGAAGAAACUGGUGAAGAAACAAAAAUCAAAGCGCGUCAGCUGACUGUUCAGAUGAUGCAAAAUCCUCAGAUUCUUGCAGCCCUCCAAGAAAGACUUGAUGGUCUGGUAGAAACACCAACAGGAUACAUUGAAAGCUUGCCUAAGGUAGUUAAAAGACGAGUGAAUGCUCUCAAAAAUCUUCAAGUUAAAUGUGCACAGAUAGAAGCCAAGUUCUAUGAGGAAGUUCAUGAUCUUGAAAGAAAGUAUGCUGUUCUCUAUCAGCCUUUAUUUGAUAAGCGAUUUGAGAUCAUUAAUGCAAUUUAUGAACCUACGGAAGAAGAAUGUGAAUGGAAACCAGAUGAGGAAGAUGAAAUUUCGGAGGAAUUGAAAGAAAAGGCCAAGAUUGAAGAUGAGAAAAAGGAUGAAGAAAAACAAGACCCCAAGGGAAUCCCCGAAUUUUGGUUGACUGUUUUUAAGAAUGUUGACUUGCUCAGUGAUAUGGUUCAGGAACAUGAUGAGCCUAUUCUGAAGCACUUGAAAGAUAUUAAAGUGAAGUUCUCAGAUGCUGGCCAGCCUAUGAGCUUUGUUUUAGAAUUUCACUUUGAACCCAAUGAGUAUUUCACAAAUGAAGUGUUGACAAAGACAUAUAGGAUGAGGUCGGAACCAGAUGAUUCUGAUCCCUUUUCUUUUGAUGGACCAGAAAUUAUGGGUUGUACAGGGUGCCAGAUAGAUUGGAAAAAAGGGAAGAAUGUCACUUUGAAAACCAUUAAAAAGAAGCAGAAACACAAGGGACGUGGGACAGUUCGUACUGUGACCAAAACAGUUUCCAAUGAUUCUUUCUUUAAUUUUUUUGCUCCUCCUGAAGUUCCUGAGAGUGGUGACCUGGAUGAUGAUGCUGAAGCUAUCCUUGCUGCAGACUUUGAAAUUGGUCACUUUUUACGUGAGCGUAUAAUCCCAAGAUCAGUGUUGUAUUUUACUGGAGAAGCUAUUGAAGAUGAUGAUGAUGAUUAUGAUGAAGAAGGUGAAGAAGCGGAUGAGGAAGGGGAAGAAGAAGAUGAGGAAAAUGAUCCAGACUAUGACUCAAAGAAGGAUCAAAACCCAGCAGAGUGCAAGCAGCAGUGAAGCAGGAUGUGUGUGGCCUUGAGGAUAACCUGCACUGUAAUAGCCUAAACACAACUAUUAUUUACUUACAGCCUUAUGUUUUUGUAUUUUCUUGGUAGACUCAGUAUUUUUUUUUUUAAAGGAAAGGAAUUGGUAUUUUAAAAACAAUUUUGUUCUACCUAGCAUUUUAACUUUAGUUUUUCUGCCAGAUAUAUUGAAUGCAGAAAUUCUCUCACACAUUGUCAUUCAUCUACAUAGUUUGGUUCUUCUGAGGUAUUUUUUAUCAUGUAAUUAUUAGAUUACAGCUACAAAAAUAAAACAACUAUUAAAUGAAA